UUCUGUGAAACAGUGACGCGAAGUGACCAGCCCGAGGUACUGGCCAGUGUGACGCUAACUGUACAGUGAGCCGCGCGCAAACUGUGCGCUCUCCAACGCGCAUGAAGUGAUACGAAAGUGCAAAUUAAGAAAAAUGGUCUGCAAAAUACUACCAAAAAUACAGAGCCCAACGCGGCGGCCGCCUAACGGUGAUGCUCAGCAGGAUUCGAUGCCGGAGGUAGCUGACUAUGAAACAGCCUUAGACAUAGCUGGCUAUGGCCGCUUCAGCAGGAGCGUGCUCGGCGCAUGCGCAGUGUCGUUCUUUGCGUCCGGAGUCCAGAACUGUGUGAUGUCGUACGUCCUGCCGGCCGCCAGGUGCGAGCUGGAGCUCACCACCUACCAGGCUGGGCUCAUUAACAUGGCUUUUAUGAGUGGUGGAGUAGCCAGUGCAUUCUUCUGGGGUAUAGUGGGCGACGUUUUUGGCAGAAGAAACGUACUCAGCAUGACUCUCCUGCUGGACGCUACCAUCACAUUGGCACAGAGCGCUGUGGCUGACUACCGGCUACUGCUGGCUGCUAGAACUAUCAACGGAUUUGUGAUAGGUGGUCCUGCAACUCUAGUGUUCUCCUACCUGUCAGACCUCGUGGGACCUAAGAAGAGACAGCUGUACCUCAGUGUAGUCGGCAUGAGCUUCAUAGUCGCCUGGCUGAUUUUACCUGCUAUCGCCUGGCUGGUAAUUCCAUUCAAAAUGGCUGACUAUGAGACCUUACUGCCGAUUUACUCGUGGAGGUUAUUCCUGGCCCUCUCCAGCAUCCCAGGGUUUAUUUCUGGAGGGUGGGUCCUCGCCCUCCCAGAGAGUCCCAGGCUGCUGUCGGAUACCAACAGGAGUGAGAAGGCUUUGAAGAUCAUGGCGUACAUCUACAAGACUAAUCAUGGCACCAGUGCUGAAUUUAAGAUAAAAAAACUAAUUCAAGAUGAGGUGUUUGUGGGUAAGACCCUCAGCAGCGAGGAGAGUAGGACUAAGGUUCUAUUCCUGAGCGUGAUCAAAGACCUGAAGACCUUCGUGUCCAAGAGCUACGCGGUCAAGUCCAGCCUGAUACUCUUCAUGUUCUUUGCUAAUAUGGCUGCUGGCUUUGGCCUAAACAUGUGGAUCCCAGAGCUUCUUCUCCGCAUCCAAGGUAGAGAGUGUAAGCUGACUGCGCCAACUGCUAAACCAGAAAACGCAAGGCUCUUCAACGCCACCACCCAUUGGAAGGAUCUGAAGUAUGAUUCUUAUGGCAAGGAGAUACCAGUUCCAGGGUUCAAUGACAGCAGUAGCUUUGAUGAUCAUUUUGCACAGGGAAUUCCUUGUGAUGCCACUAUCGACUCAGAGGUGUUCACAUCAGGCCUGAUUGUUGGAGCAUGCUGUGUCCUCGGCAAUGCUGCAUGUGCCAUCCUCUGUGCUCGAGGAGGUGCCCUAGGAGUCCGUCGUGCUGCAAUAGCCUGCACAGCAGUGUGUGCUCUCGCUAGUGCGUGCUUAGCAGCCACGGCCUGUUCCUGCUCUAGCUUCAACAAAAUAGCCGUUGCAGCCGCUGCAGCGCUGAAUGCAGCGUCUCUCAAUGGAAAUGUGCUGUUGAUACGACUUCUGCUGCAUGCUCUGCCGGCUAGAUUGAGUGGCCUAGGAGUCUGCUGGGGUGCCUGGUGGGGCAGAGCUGGUGGCGUGGCCUCUAACCUAGCAGUAGGGGUGUUGCUGGACUUCUCCUGUCCAGCACCCUUCAUUGCAGUGGGGGCUUUACUUGCAUUAUCCAUCGGUGCCAUAAUGGUGUUAAAACUCGGAGAAGACAGAGAAGAAACAAGUCAAAAGAAAGAAGAAGAACUGGAUCACGGUCAGGAGAAGAAUACUGGACUAGACAGAUAUAUAUCCACGUAUAUGUAGUUCCUAGUGUAGUAUUAAGUCAAGACAAAGGUAAUUCAGUAACAUUUGGAGUUAAUGUAAUUUAUCGGAGUCCAAAUAAAAUGUAAAGGCCGUCCGUCCAGAAGAAUGAUAGAAUCACCUUAACUAUUAAUCUAACUCGGAUAAUGUAGCCAUUAUUAGUUUAAACUGAGGGCCUAGUGUGUUUUACACAACGUUUUGAAACUUUUAGCUCUCUAAUUGGUUGGUUAACUUGGAGCAGCAGUGUAAACUAUUAAUCAAACUUGGAUAAUAAACUUACACUAGGCCUUUCGGUAGUAGUAAAGAUUUAUACAUACUAUCGAUGCAUUAGUGAGGUAUAUAGAUAAUUAAAAAGGAAUAUUUCCACUGUUAUUUAGUUAAAAAUCCUAUCUUUAGCUACUUUGGAAUCUCCUACACGCCUUUUAUACAGAAAACACCAAAAAUAUACUAUGAAUACUUCCUACUAGCCAUUAACCCUCUCCAAAAAAUAUACUUCUUUUAACUUCAGGAACUAGGGCGGAACUACUUAAAGUAGUUUACUGACAAAACGUUGCCUUAUAUACUACGUACAUAGAUAAGUUACAUAGAAAAUACUGUGUCUUAUUAUGUUUACGUAAAAAUAGACCUUAGUGCUUGUACAUAAGUUCUAUUGGAAGUUAAGCUGAAUGUAUGCAACUAUACAAUUAAUUUCGUAGGUAAAAUAAUUGUGAUUGAAGUCGAAAUCAAUUGUGUAUAUUCUAAUGAUUGUCAAUUGUCACUGUUUGAGAGCAAAUUCAAUGAGAGUAACUAAUUGCAAUUUUGAAUCCUGAUUGGUUAGUGUUAAUGCCAAAAAAACAGACUCUUACGUCACAAAGUGAUAUCUCAAACACAUGUACUAAAUAUUUUUUUAAACUUUGAUGACAAUGUCCACAGGACACUGUCCACAGGAAAUUGACGUCAUUAUUGUAAAAGAUCUAUGGCCAUUAAUAUUUUACUGACAACUAAAAUGAACUCAAACAUAUCAAAAAUGUUUGAAAAACUAUUUAUAGAUAAUAGAAAAUACUAAUUAUAAGUCGAUCGUAAACUUUAAUUAAGUUUAGCAUAAGUAGAAUAAGAUCUCGUAAUCGUAAGGUUUUUGUAUUUAUUUUUAGGUAAUCAUCAAAUUAAUUCGACUGUUUAUUUUUAACCCAAGAUUAAUACUUGAAGCAUUUAAAGCCUUUAAAUAGUCGUAUCUAUAAUUUAUAGCCGGUCUUCUAGCUAUUUUACUAUCCUUUUUUUGAGGGGAGUAAAGUAUCCUAUGUCGUCUCCCGCCUUGGGCGAGGAAGGCGAGAAAGAGUGUCAGACACUUACUGACUAAAUAUCACCCCGUUCCUUUUCCUGUUUUUCGAGCUGGAACCCCUGUAACCCGCAAGGCAGUCCAUAGCUCCGGAUUUUUCUAUCCUACUAAUAGUAUGGAUGUUUGUUACUCUUUCAUUUCAAAACGGCUGAAGGGAUCGGGAUGAAAUUGGGAACAGGGGUAGAUUGUGGUUUAGAAUAAUACAUAGGCUAUUUUUUAUUCCACGGGAACGCGGGUAAAACCACUGGUAGAAGUUAAUUAGGCUAUAAAUUAUAAAUAUGACCGUUUAAAACCUAUUCACAAUUGCUCUGUGAUUUAAACAAAUAAUUGAAAUGAUUUCGAGAGACGUUUAUAACGUACGAGUUAUUUUAAUUUUAAUGUAAAGGUAAAAUAAGUGUAAUUAUUUUAAAUAAUGCUUUAAAUAAAAUGUUAAAUAAUUGACAUUAUUUAUCUUGUA
This is a messenger RNA of Spodoptera frugiperda (fall armyworm), 3663 nucleotides long. Its product is annotated as synaptic vesicle glycoprotein 2B-like. Gene Ontology annotation, molecular function: transmembrane transporter activity. The transcript has 11 exons. Gene Ontology annotation, biological process: transmembrane transport. Bases 134 to 1894 code for a protein of 586 amino acids. The record is from RefSeq and is a predicted model, not a curated record. Lineage: Eukaryota; Metazoa; Arthropoda; Insecta; Lepidoptera; Noctuidae.